Molecule: messenger RNA, 462 nt
Organism: Anopheles cruzii
Lineage: Eukaryota; Metazoa; Arthropoda; Insecta; Diptera; Culicidae
Product: NPC intracellular cholesterol transporter 2 homolog a-like
Exons: 2
Coding region: 1-462 (153 amino acids)
Biological process (GO): intracellular cholesterol transport
Molecular function (GO): sterol binding
Source: RefSeq, a predicted model, not a curated record
AUGUUCCGGUUCGCAGUCCUGCUAGUGGCCGUCGUUGCCUGCGCUAGUCUAACGGAAGCGCUUGUAACGCAUCCCUGCUCCAAUAAUCGGCCCCAUCUUACCAGUGUCACACUCACCGGCUGCACUCAGAUGCCUUGCGAACUGGUCCGUGGCAGCGACAUCUGGAUGGAGCUGGACUUCCAAGCGCCGUUCGCCGCCCAAAAUCUGCAAUACCGCGUUGUGGCGACGGCCCUCGGCAUCACUGCUCCCUACGAACUGCCGCCAGAUCGUGCUGCCGCCUGCAACUGGCUAGUCGGAACCACUUGCCCCAUCAGCCAGGGCGAGGACGUCUCCAGCACGCUGAGCAUGCCGGUUCUGCCAAUCUAUCCGCUGGUCACGCUGGUGGUUGAAGUUAGUGUGCUCGAUGAGGAAACGCGAACUCAUGCCUGUUUCGCGGUCGACGCCCGUGUGGUUGUUGCUUAA